GAGACGAACGCAGACAAAGAGCAUAUAAUCACUUGAACGCAGACACCCAGAGACGAACCAAUCCAAUUUAAACCGUGUAACUUAUUUGAUUUUGUUAUUUAUGAGUUAAAGUUUCUAAAUGACAAGACACGCUAGAAACUGUACUGCCGGGGCAGUUUACACGUAUCACGAGAAGAAAAAAGACGCAGCAGCAUCCGGUUAUGGAACCCAAAGCGAACGCGUAGGCAAGGACUCUGUUAAGAACUUUGACGACUGCAGCCUGACUUUGCAGCCUUGCAGGAACCCUGUCAUCACUAAGGAAGGCUAUCUUUUCGACAAGGAAGCUAUCCUGGAAUACGUGAUUUCUAAAAAGACUGAAUACACGCGUAAGCUGAAACACUAUGAAAAGCAGUUAAAAAAAGAAGAGAACGAAAAAAAUGAGCUCGUGGCCGCUGAAAAAGAGGCAAACCUUAUCAAGUUCAUGAAUAGAGAAAAGAAUAUAUCCAGCUCUAAAUCAAAAAACUCCGAAAGUGGACCCUCAUCAUCUAAUUCUGUAUCAAAUCUCUCUAAUGGCAAAGACAAGCAUUUACCUAGUUUCUGGGUACCUACAAUGUUGCCAGACGCUAAGAUUUCUAAAGUUGAGAAGCCUGACCCAACAGUGUACUGUCCAAUCAGUGGAAAACCCUUGAAAAUGAAAGACCUGAUUGAAGUGAAGUGGACAUUGGUACCAGACCGUGAUGAUAAGAAGUCUUUAAUUGCGAAAGAAAAUAGAUACAUGUGCCCUGUGACACAUGAUAUCCUGAGUAAUGCUAUUCCAUGUGCAGUAAUCAGAACAACUGGUCAUGUAGUGACAAUGGAGUGUGUUGAAAACCUGAUAAAGAAGGACUGGGUGCACCCCCUCACAGGAGACAAAUUGAAGGAAAAGGACAUUAUUCCCUUGCAGCGGGGUGGCACAGGCUAUGCCCUCACUAACCAAAACCUAGAAGGCAAGAAUGAGAGGCCUGUGUUGCAGGCCUGAACUAGUGAACUUUAUACAUCAUCAGUUGAUGUACUUACUAAACUUACCAACUACUAGUUGACAUACUAUUUUUUUUUCAUGUUUCAAUUGCAUACUGUUCAUAAGCAUAUUAUAAGUUUUGGUAAAUUAUUUUCUCGGUGAAGUCUUUAAAAUUCGCAAGUGGAACAUUAUUAUUUUCUUGGUAACUUUUUUACAGUAUAAAUUAACAAUAAUAGGAGAUCCAUAGUGGUUUUCAUAUUGAUUGAAUUCCUUGACUAAAGUGUAAUACCAAAUUGAUGACAGCACAGCUUGGGAAAACAUGUGUACCAUUUUACCCCAUGUCCCAAAUUCAUGGUGGCACUAAGUUUUACAAUGAAACCUCGAAAUAGCUUACAAGGAAAGGUACCCAACUGUCUGGUUCCGAUUUGAUUUAUAUAUGUUAUAGAGUAGUCUAAAAUAACAGACACUUUUUUAGCUGCCCAAACUCAACCUAUUGAGGGAAAUUGUCCUCCAAAGUAUUAAAAUAUUACUAAAUCUUCUAACUCCUAUACAAAGUGAUGCUCAAGCAACUUGCUAGUUAAUGGCUAGUUUGAGUAUACGUUUGAGAGCAAGAAAAAAUAAUGAAAACGUGUUUUGUUAUAUCUGCUUAAACUCAAGUUUCACAUGAAUCACUGAAUGUGUAUGUACGUCACGCAAGUGCAUACAUACUUCCAAAGAGUAAACUAAGUAUAUAUGUAGUUGUGUGCAAUAUAAUAGCAGUACAUAAGAAAAUGUAAAUUAAGGGAAAACUAUAACUGUAGAUCAAUAAUACUGUAUCUUUUUAUAUAAUUAUUCUGCAUUACUUGAUAUUGUUUCAAAAUUAACUGUAACCUUUACUUAAAUGAUAUUGAAAGUAAAAAAAAUAUCAUGAAAAUCGGCUGUUUUUACUAAGUUGCGGAAAUUGCUAUAAAAACGUAAAACCCUACGAGAAAAAUACAAUUGUGUACUAGAAUUGUAAUUUAGAAUAUUUCCUAUUAUUUCCAAUCAAAGCUUUACAUCGAAACCCAAGUCAUCCAGAAAAUAAUAAACUUUUCUAUAAGACGAUCUUCGUCGCAGAGUGUACUGCUAUUAUAUUGCACACAACUGUACAUACAUCCAUGCAGGGAUGUCUUAGCAGCUACUAUAUGUGUAUGUAUGUAUAUAGCAAUAAAUAUCUGGCUAAUGUAAUAAACAUUGUAAACCUAGCUUGAUUACAUAGGUAUGAUUUGUGUGUUAUAAGGCUAUGGUUUAUAUUAUCACUCUUGCCACAUUAACCAUUUAACAUUACUUUCUAGUCAUUAGGCGGGUCCACACAGAGCGAGCAUGCGUGCGAGACAAUUUCCUGGCGCACAAAACGGCCAGUGUAGACGUGCCUCGGCCGACGCAGGGCGCACGUUUUCCUCGCCCGAGCGCGACCUUCGCCGAGCCGCUCGGUGUCGGUUUUUCGGCAUGUUCAGUUCAAAGGCGCCCGUGUCGUUUACCGCGCGCUGGUCGGGACGUGUUUGUUUGGUUCGCGUGGUUAUUUUGUUCCGUACAUCAAAUUGGAAACCAAUGUUGCAAAUUAAUAUUCUUUUACGUAGCAAAUACAUGAUAUGGGAUGCUAGAGAUCCCAACUAUACGAAAAGGGGAAUUAGAGAGGAUUGAUGUUUUGAUUAUAAAUUUAAUAAAUCAGCAAGAGAUUGGUGUACGAGUCUUCCAUCGCUAAAUAUCGCUGCGUGGGAAGCACCAUCUGCCUGAAAGUGAUACCUUUCUUCAAUGGGUGUCUUGCCAUUUAAGUUUUAACAUUUACAUAUGUAUCUAAGGACGGGCCUUACGAGCACUAAGAAUGGCGCUAGUUCAGUGGUGUCACCCAAUCGUGCAAUUGGCUCGAAUUGUGUGCUGCACCGCUGUACUGGCCCCAUUCUUAUUGUCUGUAAAGCCCGUCCUUAGAUAUAAUUGUGAACAUAACAAGUCGAAUCAGUCUUUAUUUACAAAUGCGUUUAAAAUUCGUCUUGACUACAUUUUCUAACCUCAAAAGAGCUGAUUUCCGUAUCGUGAUUGAUAUUUACUUAUAGAUUUGUUGCACCUAAAAUCUCCUGCAACUCUAUUCGUUUUUCUUUUGGAUUUCUUUGAAAAGCAAAAUAAAACAUACACGAGGCACGGCAGUGAAUAUGUGCAGCACCAUUUUGAACAGCUGACUGAGGGACGCCAUCUUGCCGAGCAAAUUGGCUCGGCCGAGGCGAACGUGCUGAGGCAAGUUACACGAGCACGCGGCCGCGCGUGAGGCCGUCGUUUGCCGCGCGAGGCUGCUCGCUCUGUGUGGACCAGAGACAUGUCAGUCGCUUCGCUUGACAGACAGAUGAAGUGUGCGAAAGGGAAGCCAUGACGUAUAUGAACAAGCCAUAAGUGCGAAAGAGGCAGACUACAUAUGAGAAAACUUAACCAAUUUUGAGUUCGAAGGCGGCCGAGGCGGCCAGAAUCAUAUUGCCGUAUUUUUUAACGUGAAAAAUAUAAGAGAAUCAAAAAGAAAAAUAUAUAUUAAGUAAUUUAGUGACGAUGGUGUCAUGUUGUGUGCCGGGUUGUAGUGUUUCAGGGCCAAAAAACCCAGGAAAAUACUCAUUUCACAGGUAAUUAUGAUAUUCCUAGCGAAAUUUUCGUGACGAUAUUUUAUCAAAUGAACAGCAUAAAAAGUGUAAAAAACCAAUUUAUACAGUUCAUUAUAAGUUUUUCUUCAAUUGUGUGUUAAUAUUUCAUCAUAUUAGUCAAUAUUUUAGAAUAUUUUGUGUAUUUCUAUGGUGUGGACCCGCCUCUACGAUUUCGAACCGUAAUUCUUAUAGUAGAGAUGCAUUUUGUUUUAAGUAUGAUGGCAAGAUGUUGCCGCUACGGACUAAAGGGUUAAUUUCAGGGUGACCAACAAAAAGAUAGGAUAAAGACAAACAAAUGUGUAAGAAAUUCUACUUAAAUUAUUUUAUUGUAAAUAAACAUUACUUAUUUAUCA
Molecule: messenger RNA, 3971 nt
Organism: Cydia pomonella (codling moth)
Lineage: Eukaryota; Metazoa; Arthropoda; Insecta; Lepidoptera; Tortricidae
Product: nitric oxide synthase-interacting protein homolog
Exons: 2
Coding region: 119-997 (292 amino acids)
Cellular component (GO): nucleus
Molecular function (GO): ubiquitin protein ligase activity
Source: RefSeq, a predicted model, not a curated record